Messenger RNA from Cygnus olor (mute swan), 2148 nucleotides. It is a transcript of the gene C1QTNF1, whose product is annotated as C1q and TNF related 1. NCBI's taxonomy places the organism in Eukaryota, Metazoa, Chordata, Aves, Anseriformes, Anatidae. Gene Ontology annotation, molecular function: protein binding. The transcript is spliced from 5 exons. The coding region runs from base 432 to 1280 and encodes 282 amino acids. The record is from RefSeq and is a predicted model, not a curated record.
CUCCUCCUUUUGCUUCCCAGAAAGUGCAUUUCCGCCCGGCCAGGGGAGGAGAGGAGGCUGCCAGAGGCAGGGAGCGCAGCCGCCACGGGCUCUGCCCUGUGCCCAAGGGCUGGCAGCGCGGCACGGGGGCGAUGCUCUAGAGCAGGAAAGGCAGCGCCAGGAGAGAGCAGCCCCAGAGGUGCUGCUGCUCCAAGUUGCUGCUCCUGGGUGUCGAUGGGAGGCAGAGCAGGGCUGAACAGGAGCAGGCGCUUGGCUCUGGGCUUGGACGUUCAGCCCACGACCACCGCUCAGCUCCACCCCUGGUGCCCCCAGGGCCCCAGACCCCAGCUUGCUGGAGGGCCCCAGAGCCCCUCACCGCCCCAAACACGGGUCUCCCCAGACGCUCACUGGAGCAUCGCUGAGGCAACACGGGCCCAGGGUGCUGCUGCAGCAUGAAGGGGCUCAGGGUGCUCGGUGUCCUGCUGCUCUCCUGCCUGCCGCCGCCCUCUCCUGCGGGCGGCCAGACCGGCACCAGUCCCAGUCCCAGUCCCAGCCCUGACUGGCGUUUGAUGGACCCCGAGGAGGCUCCGUCCCAGCACCACGCUGCCAGGCCCACCCGGGAGCAGAAGGCUGGCGGUACCCAGGAGGGGCUGCCCCCGCGGCCCCGCUGCGUUCGCUGCUGUGAGCCGCCUGACCAUCGCUUCUCCUACCCCCAGUACCAGCCCCAGAUCAACAUGACCAUCCUGAAAGGUGAGAAGGGAGACCGAGGCGAGCGAGGCAUGCAGGGGAAGUACGGCAAGAUGGGGGUUGCCGGCAGCAGGGGCCACACAGGGCCCAAGGGACAGAAGGGCAGCGUGGGUGCCCCAGGGGAGCGCUGCAAGAGCCACUACGCUGCCUUCUCGGUGGGCCGCAAGAAACCCCUGCACAGCAACGACUACUACCAGACCCUGAUCUUCGACACGGAGUUUGUUAACCUCUACGACCACUUCAACAUGUUCACGGGCAAGUUUUACUGCUACGUCCCUGGGAUCUACUACUUCAGCCUGAACGUGCACACCUGGAACCAGAAGGAGACCUACCUGCACAUCAUGCGCAACGGGGUGGAGGUGGUGAUCCUCUAUGCCCAGGUGAGCGACCGCAGCAUCAUGCAGAGCCAGAGCGUCAUGCUGGAGCUGCAGGAGCAGGAUGAGGUCUGGGUGCGGCUCUACAAGGGCGAGCGCGAGAACGCAGUUUUCAGCGACGAAUACGACACUUACAUCACCUUCAGCGGCCACCUCAUCAAGUACAGCGGAGACCCCUGAGCGCCUGCUGCGCCCUGCUCCUCCUCCCCUGGGGCGCGGGGAGCCCCGCAGCCCCCCCGCCCCAGGCGUGCCACUCUCCAUUAAGCUGUUAGCCCUUCUACAUGCCACUACCCCAGCAGCUGCGUGAAUACCCCCCGCUCCUUGAGAGGCCGAGCGGAUGCACCCAGAGGAGACAGAGGCGUUUCCAGCCUCUGCUGCAUGUGUGACCUGGGAGGUGGCUGCUUGCCUGGGGUGGGCAGGGACCUCAGCCCCUCCUGUGCCUGGUUCAGAGCUGGGUUUGCUGGGACACAGAUUCAUGUGGCACUGGCUGUGAGCUGGCACCAGCUGAAAGGGUUUGACCACCAGUGCUGUGGCGUGAAGGCACCUCCGUCGCCCAGCUCUCACUGACGUGCUCUACAGGCUCUUGUUCCUAGAAAAGGGCAGUGGGUUCUCGGUGCCCAACAGGAAAGAUAAGGGGGGAACAACGAUAAAGGCACUAACGGUCACUCUCCUUCCGCAGAACUGGGCCCCAGCGAGGGGGGCACUGCAGCGCAGCACUGGGGUGUCCCUGGGCUGGCAGUUCCCCUGCGUGCACCCAGCAGGAAGCAGGUUCCAGCAGUUCCCCCUUGCUGGUUCCCUCGUUGUCCCCCAUGUUGCAGCCUCUUCUCGAUGCCAACACUCGCUGAGGAGGGGGCUGGCUCCCAGCUGGCAGCCCCGGGUGCAGGGCCUUCAGCCUCAGCUGCAUCCUCUUCGGUUAGACUAUCUGCUGGCCAGGCUUUUUAUUUUUAUAGAUGCAAUAGCAGAGCAGGGCCUGGGGCAGCACGCUGCCCCCCACUCCCUGUACAGCUUGUGGUCACAUUAAACACCCCACGGGUCAGGUCCCUGCUCA